AUGCGGUACCCGUUAUGACGGUUAUCCCGACGCAGCCGAGGGAUCUCCUCGAUCCGAGCCAGUAAUUUUUCACACGUCGAACAGUGCACAUGACCAUCAACCCGACAGCCGUCAACAAAGUGCGACUACCGAGCCCCGAUGAAGCGUCUCCUGGCGGUCGUCCUGUACGGGGCGGUUCUGUGCGUCCAGGGGAUGGCCCCCUCGAGGGGAUCGCCCCGGCAGGGGAUGAUCGAAAUCAACGCCAGCGAGUUCAACGAGUUUGACCUCGAGCACUUUACGCUGAAGAUCGAACAGCUGGACCUGCGGAUGAUGCGCUUCGAGCUGAACAUCCAGAAGAAGGUGGACACGGUGUCCAGUCUGUUGCAGAAUUUGGUGCACGUCAUCGAUAAUCUGGCGUGGCACGUCUCGGAAACGGAACGAUCGGCCAACAACGCCGACCACCAGCUGAGGGUGAUCGCCAAGAAUUUGACCCUGCUGCACAAGGAGAUGAGAGAUCUUGCCUUGGCUCAGCAGCGUCUGCCGACGCGGUCGUACUUCGACGACGCCAUGAUGAUGAUGAAGGCCACGGCCAACUGCGACGGGAACGGUGAUCUGAUGCAGCUGGACCAGAUGCAGAGUCAGAUGGGAAUGCUCACGACGGAGAAACCGCCGGCCAUUUUGGAGGCUUGCGAUCAGCUGCCGGACGGUAGCCACAGUGGAGUUUGGGACAUUCAACCGGACGGCGAAUUCAGCAAACCGAUUCGGGUGUUCUGCGACAUGACGUACGAGGGCGGUGGUUGGACCGUUUUUCAGUACCGGUACGAUGGGACGGUGAACUUCUACCGCGACUGGGAGGAGUAUCGGUUCGGAUUCGGUAAGAUGGAUGGCGGCGAGUUUUGGCUGGGACUGGAACGGAUUCACCAGUUGACGUAUUCGGCUCCGCACGAACUGAUGAUCCUGCUGGAGGAUUUCGAAGGCAAUAAGACGUAUGCCAGCUUUGCGAACUUUGAGAUUGCCAGCGAAACGGAACUGUACAAGGUUACGAAGAUCAGCGGGUAUAACGGAACGGCCGGGGACUCGAUGAGCUAUACGCUGGGGGCGUACUUCAGCACCUUCGACGAGGAUAAUGACACACAUGACGACAAUUGCUCUAUCCGGUAUCACGGAGCGUGGUGGUACCGGAACUGUCACUCCAGGUAA
Molecule: messenger RNA, 1179 nt
Organism: Armigeres subalbatus
Lineage: Eukaryota; Metazoa; Arthropoda; Insecta; Diptera; Culicidae
Product: fibrinogen C domain-containing protein 1-like
Exons: 2
Coding region: 139-1179 (346 amino acids)
Source: RefSeq, a predicted model, not a curated record